This is a messenger RNA of Acanthosepion pharaonis, 2913 nucleotides long. NCBI's taxonomy places the organism in Eukaryota, Metazoa, Mollusca, Cephalopoda, Sepiida, Sepiidae. The record is from the annotation of a GenBank genome assembly.
AUGAUAGAAGAGGCUGAAAAAGCAUCCUUACCAGAAGUGAGUUCUGAUUUACGCAAAGCAAGAGACACACUGGAAAAUCUUGGAGGCGGACGUGGAGGAACUAAAACUGUUGCGGGUCUGCGUGAUAAAUUGAAUGAAGCAAUGAAAGGUAAAGACAGAAUCGUGUUGGAGAAAGUCAUCAGUGAAUGUGUGUCAGCCGGGAUGCCAGAAUUGGCGACUGAUAUCCAAAAAGCUCGAAGCAUAUCUGACAUUCUUCAGGGUGGCACUGGAGAUGUGAAAUCUGCAGACACUUUGCGUGACCAACUGACCAUGGCUAUCAGGCAAAAGGACAUUAAGGCUUUGGAUAAAGCCAUUGCAGAAGCUGAGGUAGCCAGAUAUCCGGAGAUAGCCUCUGACCUUCGUAAAGCCCGGGAUUCUCUCCAGAAACUCGGUGGCGGUCAAGGAGUACUACGUGACGAACUAAGAAAGGCAAUGGAAGAUGGUGACAGAGAGAAUUUGGAGGGUGUCAUUAAGGAAUGUGUGGCUGCUGGUAUCCCAGAGCUUGUUUCUCCUAUAGAGAGAGCAAGAAGACUUCUCGAAGACUUGGAAGAAAUGCCGACGAGAGAAUCACUAUGGGUCAGUCCUGACAAUAUACGUGACAAACUGAAGAAAGCCAUCGCCUCAAAAGCUGUAAGUGAUCUGCAAAGUGUAAUACAAGAGGCUGAAAAAGCCGCCCUCCCAGAAGUCAGUUCUGAUUUACGCAAAGCCAGAGACACACUGGAAAAUCUGGGAGGCGGACGUGGAGGAACUAAAACUGUUGCGGGUCUGCGUGAUAAACUGAAUGAAGCAAUGAAAGAGAAAGACAGAAUCGUAUUAGAGAAAGUAAUCGGCGAAUGUGUGUCAACUGGGAUGCCAGAACUAGCUGCUGAUAUCCAGAAGGCUCGAAGUGUAGCUGAUAUUCUUCGUGGUGGCACUGGAGAUGUGAAAUCUGCAGACACUUUGCGUGACCAACUAACUAUGGCAAUCAGACAAAAGGACAUUAAAGCUUUGGAUAAAGCCAUUGCAGAUGCUGAGGUAGCCAGAUACCCAGAGAUAGCCUCCGACCUUCGUAAAGCCCGAGAUUCUCUGCAGAAACUCGGUGGUGGUCAAGGAGGUUAUUCCUAUCUAUCUAUCUAUCUAUCUAUCUAUCUAUCUAUCGCUCUUAUAAACGAAAAACAUUUUCUUGAUGUUAAAUCUGCGUUGAGUCUGCGCGAGCAACUCGCCGAAGCCGUGAAAACAAAAGAUGUGACGUCGUUACAAAAAGCUAUUGAAGAAUGUGAAGCUGCGAGAUAUCCAGAACUGAGUUGUGAUCUAAAGGAUGCAAGGGAAACGCUAGAAAGAAUGGGCGGUGGACGCGGAGGAAAUUUAUCGUCUGAAAUACUACGUGACAAACUAAGAAAAGCAAUUCAAGAUGGCGACAGAGAGAAUUUGGAAAGUGUUAUUAAUGAAUGUGUAGCGGCUGGUAUGCCAGAACUUGAUUCCUCUGUACAGCGAGCAAGAAGAAUUUUCGAAGACUUGGAACAAUUGCCGAGAAAAGAAACACUAUGGGUUAGUCCUGACAAUAUCCGCGACAAACUGAAGAAAGCCAUUGACUCAAAAGAUGUAAGUGAUCUUGAAAGUGUGAUAGAAGAAGCCGAAAGAGCUGCCCUUCCAGAAGUGAGUUUCGAGUUACUCAAAGCCAGAGACACACUGCAAAGUCUGGGAGGCGGACGUGGAGGAAUUAAAACUGUUGCGGGUCUGCGUGAUAAACUGGACGAAGCAAUGAAAAAGAAAGACGGAGCCGUUUUGGAGAAAGUGAUAAGUGAAUGUAUCUCAGCCGGUAUGCCAGAAUUAACGGCUGAUAUCCAGAAGGCUCGAAGUGUAGCAGACAUUCUUCGAGGUGGCACUGGAGAUGUGAAAUCUGCUGACACUUUGCGUGACCAAUUGACCAUGGCUAUCAGCCAAAAAGACAUUAAGGCUUUAGAUAAAGCCAUUGGAGAAGCUGAAGUUGCCAGAUACCCGGAAUUAGCCUCUGACCUUCGUAAAGCCCGAGAUUCUUUACAGAAACUCGGUGGCGGUCAAGGAGGUGCUCUAUCAACGAAAGCAUUACGAGGCAAACUGAUUACAGCCAUGCGGGGAGGUGAUAGUGACAUUUUACAGAAUGUGAUUAGUGAGUGUGUAGCCGCUGGAAUACCAGAAUUGGACCGUGACAUCGAAGAGGCCAGAGGUACUCUCAUUGCUAGGGGAUACGCCGGAGAUCAAGAUGUAAAGUCUUCUGCGAGUUUGCGUGAGAAACUUGCCGAGGCUAUAAAAGGAAAAGAUGUGAAGGCAUUGCAGGAAGCUAUUGAAGAAUGUGAAAAUGCUCGAUAUCCAGAAUUGAGUUGUGAUCUACAGGAAGCAAGGGAAACUCUUGAAAAUUUAGGAGGUGGACGCGGAGGAAAGUUAUCAUCUGAAAAACUACGUGACGAACUAAGAAAAGCAAUGCAAGAUGGCGACAGAGAAAACUUGGAAGGAGUCAUUAAUGAAUGUGUGGCUGCUGGUAUGCCAGAGCUUGAUUCUUCUGUACAGCGAGCCAGAAGACUUCUUGAAGACUUGGAAGAAAUGCCGACAAGAGAAAUUCUCUGGGUUAGUCCUGACAAUAUCCGCGACAAACUGAAGAAAGCCAUCGCCUCAAAAGAUAUCAGUGAUCUGCAAACUCUGAUAGAAGAGGCUGAAAAAGCAGCCCUUCCAGAAGUGAGUUCCGAUUUACGCAAAGCCAGAGACACACUGGAAAGUCUUGGAGGUGGACGUGGAGAAGAAGCGAUUACGUCUUCAUCAUUUAAUUUUUUUCUAAUAUCUCAUUAUCUAUCUACUUAUAUACCAUAUAUUCAUGCUAUCUAUCUAUCUAUCUAUCUAUAUAUCUAUCUAUCUAUCUGA